Haliotis rubra (blacklip abalone) is the source of this 1725-nucleotide messenger RNA. RefSeq lists its product as uncharacterized. The coding region runs from base 61 to 1092 and encodes 343 amino acids. The transcript has 3 exons. The record is from RefSeq and is a predicted model, not a curated record. Lineage: Eukaryota; Metazoa; Mollusca; Gastropoda; Lepetellida; Haliotidae.
CUAGAGCGGCUUUGUCACAGAAGUCUCAAACUGAGUGCGGGUCUUCAUCAUCUCAAAAACAUGCAAGGAGGGAUAUUUAUGUUGGUGAUUCUGCUCCCUCUACUCUGUCUUCUCGCUGUCUACAUACUCCGGGACAGGUUGUGUAGCUGUAUGCGGGAUAUCUUGCGCGUGGUACAAACCAGAGCUUCAUUGAUGUACAUAAAUAUGAAAAAGAAGUCCAAAUCUGAGUACUGUGAACAGAACUUUAUCAAUAAGCGUUCUGUAUAUACACAGUCGGGAACUGGCCAGUUCUCUUUAAUGGGCGAGCACGUGUACGUUGAGAUCAUAGAUCAUCCUAUCUACACAGAAGCUUAUGAUAGACCGGCUUGCACUCCGCCUAGCACUCUGCCUCCGAGUCUGUCUGCCUCGAAUAUGUAUCUUACGUCACUUGCAUCAGAUAUAACCAUUGACCAGAUGCAGUGGAGUGCAGAUGAAGGCAGCGGUGAAGACUCAGGUCAAUGCGGCCGAGAAGCUCAAGGUGAAAUAACUAAAGAAGAUCAAGGUCGUGUCAGCAAAGGUCAGGGUCAUGCCUGUAAAGAAGGUCAAGAUCAUAUCAGUAAAGAAGGUCAAGGUCAGGGCAAUUUCAGGGAAGAGAGAAGGGGAUGCAUCCUUGGUGAUGAAGUACUCCGGGUAAAAGACCAGGGGCAGCUCACUGAAAGCCUGAACUCUACAUUAUCCACAGGCCAAUAUGUGUCGCAUGAUGCCAUUCUUAGAUAUAAUAAGGGUAUAGUGACGUCGUUGGGUGUAGGAAAAGGUGGACAAAAUGUUGUUCAGCUACACGACACGCCCCCAGGACGGUUCCGGGACGGAGGAUCUCCGGACUCGACUCUUGGAGACAAGGGUCAACAUAAGGAAGGAGAUUUACUGAAUGAUAGGAUUACGUCUGAAUGUUCAACCAAGCAAAGUACAAGUGAUGUUGGUAAUUGUGAGACGGUGAAAUCGUGUUCCCAAAUGUCUUCUCCUUGUACAGAAUCCGAUACCCUGCAGUAUUUAUGUCCAAACUGUGGACAUCGGCCGAUAUUUCAUCAACACGGUCGUGUGACACAUAGAUGAGUUUCGGUUGCUGACGUUACUUAACGUCGAAACGUCGCUUUGCUAUUCACUAAGGACAUGCCUGGCGCCCGGACGUUUACAUCGGUACAUGUAUCCCUAAAGUCACAAACAUGUACUACUUGACUGUGUCAUCCUAUGGAACACUUUACCAUGUUUUACGGCCUAUUCUUCAAAUGCAAACAUUUAUUUGUUUGUGUUUUUUAAGAAAUAAAAUAGUGUGAAAAGUCUGUAAAAAAAUAAUAUCAUUAGAAGGAUUAAUAAGUGAAAGUUCAAGUGGCAAUAUUCUCGAACGGUGCGGUAGGAGAGAUUACAGUAUUAUAACCUUAUUUUCCAGCGGGAAUGAUAAGAAGGGUAAGUUCCACUUGUUUCAAAGUAAAUGUAAGCCCAACACAUUUUAAUCGUAGUAUAUACGUUUUAAAUGGAGGCUUAAAUUGAUGUAACACGUCAUAAUUUAAUUUGGAAACCAGAAACUGUCCCUACUUUUCCUUGCUCAAUAUCCACCCCAGGACAACUUCCGGUGGUUAAGGGAUGUUAUAAAGGCAUGUUCUCAUUUCGCCUAUAUCCCAAUUCGCCUACAGUCUUAAAACAACAUUUCAUGGUCUGUUGACUGUUGAUUAAGCAAUGGUAAACUAG